Molecule: messenger RNA, 1014 nt
Organism: Penicillium samsonianum
Lineage: Eukaryota; Fungi; Ascomycota; Eurotiomycetes; Eurotiales; Aspergillaceae
Product: DUF2841 domain-containing protein
Exons: 4
Coding region: 1-1014 (337 amino acids)
Source: RefSeq, a predicted model, not a curated record
AUGCCUAUCUCUCACCCGUCAUUCGCUAUUCCUUGCGCCCACUACGCUAUGAUCUAUAUUGAUCAUGAGGGUAAUCUCAAAGUCCAAGAAUCUCGAUCUGUUCAGGAACGAGGCCCUAGUAUGUUCACUCCGGAGGUCCAGCAGAAUUUCCUCCAGAUUCUGGGCGAAUCUGUUGCCUGUCGCCAGUCCAUUCAGGCAAAAAACCCUCCAUUGAAAUGUCCUAAGAGCAAUGGAUCCAUGAUGUCCCCUUCUGAUAGGCAUUCGGCUGAACAUGAUUCCAACACCCAGGACUUCAGUAGUUCCGCCAACAUGGUUUUCAGAAUUGGAGAUACUCAGAAGGUCAUGGCUUACUAUGAACGUGCUUUUAGCGAAUUCCAACAGCUGAACUGCCGCGCGCUUGCUAAGGCAUUUAUCUGUGCUAUUGAGCCACACAAGCAAUCCAAACAUCCAUAUAACGGGACGGCACCUAGAGGAUCCGCACCUGGCAUCGAAAGAAAUCCAGAAGCGACUAAGCCUCAGUGGUGGCCCUCGGGAGUUAAUCAUAAGGAACCUGAUCAUAUGAGGAAAAAAGACCGCGUCCAACUGCUGGUUCACAUUCUCCGUAGACUCGGCAGCUAUGGUUUUACGGCCGAUAAGUUAGAGAAAGUCGCCAAAGCCACCAGGCUGAAGUUUCAGGGCGGAAGCCGCGCCGAGAUAAUCUUUGACAUCCUUUGGGUUCGAAAGAUAGAGGAACAAUUUGAGGGAGGCCAAUCCGAUAUUAACGUGAUUGUCGAUGUCAAGAAUCAUACCUGCGUUGUUGAAAAUGAUAAGUCCGCCGACGCAUACUCCUUAAUCGAAGAGGCCAAGCACCACGAGGAAGGACAAAUGGCACUGGAGCCUGUAGAGCAAGAAUCUACUCCUCUGACCACACCAACUGAGGAUCUACCUUCGGCCACUAUCUGUUCUCUCCCAGGCAGCCUCAGCGAUUGCACCAUGCGACCCAAUACACCAACUUGUCAUCGCGGUCCAGAGUAA